AGCAAGUUUACUGUUUCAUGUUGCAUUGUCGGAAACGAGAGGGCGUGACCGUAUAGGUUUUGAGUGGUAUAUAAAGAUAAACAGCUAAUGAACAAAAUCAAACAUACACCAUAUAUCAAUCAGGAAUGUUUAGACAACUGGUCAUCAUCUAUUUUGCCGUUAUUUCUGAAAUUCCGUUAAACGGACGAAGUAUUGAUGGAAAUGACGACUUUGUUGAAGAGUUACAUACUAGACAUAAACGAUCUGCAAGCUGCAAUACCACGCCAUCUCUGAAAAAAUAUAAAAUAUAUGUUGAACACACUGCAUGUAUAGCUCCAUCAUCUGAAGCCAACUUGACAACUGCAGGAGUAUCAGAUGCUGAAAUAAUAGAGAUAGUCAAUUCACACAAUACAUACAGAUCUGGUACACAGGCUACCGACAUGAUGAAAAUGAGUUGGGAUGCCGAAAUUGCAUACAUAGCUCAGAAAUGGGCAGAAAAUUGCGAAACUGUUCACGAUGGAGGUAUGAAGAGAAGAAUCCCAGGAAGAUUCAGAAUGGGUCAAAAUCUAUUCUGGGGAUCACAUGGUACAUGGAGUGAAGCUGUGAAGUAUUGGUACGAUGAGGUUCAGGAUUUCACAUACGAUGGUGGUGAUGCAAACGAUUUCCUUAAAGUUGGUCAUUACACGCAGGUUGUUUGGGCAAAAUCAAUCAAAAUAGGCUGUGGAUAUGCCUAUUGCAAGAGUAACAAACGACAUUUAUUUGUGUGUAAUUAUGGUCCACCCGGCAAUGGAAAUGAAAGGUACAAACCAUACAAACAAGGAACAUCGUGUCAAGAUUGCCAACAAGGACGUUGUGUUAACAAUUUAUGUGAUUGCGAUAAGAUUUGUUUGAAUGGUGGAACGCUUGAUAUAUCAACUUGUACAUGCAAUUGUAAAAAAGGUUAUACUGCUCCUGAUUGUUCAUUAAACUGUACACAGAAAGCCGACUCAAGUGGUUGUAUUUCCUGGGGCGCCAGUAAAUGUAACACGCACGGAAAUGUUCCCAUGGACUGUCCACACAUGUGCAAUAUCUGUCCAAGUAGUGGUGUUGAUGUUGUUGGAGUAUCGGAUGGGAAAGGAGUGUUCAAUUUCGAUGUUUUAACAACUGACGGAGGCGGAUCAGGAGGAGUCAGUCGAGUCGUAAACCAAACAAACAUCAUACGUCUUAUAAUUACACUUUCAUCAAUAAUGUUUCUCAUAUUAUGAUUUUUGCCUUUCUGUAAGCUCAUACUUUAAAUGUAUGCCUCUGUAGUAUAUUUGGCUUUUUUUACAUGUCGUCGCCUUUAUCAUCAUGCGUUUCCAACCUCUAAAUGAAGCUAUUUUAGAGCAUCUAAUAUAUAUCGACCUUAUCCUCAGUCGACAGCUUAUUUGAUCCAGAGGUCCAGCUAAAGUGACUACCCGUUGCAAAAAGAAAAUUUUUGGUUACCUCACAAUUUUUUUGGGAAUUCUAUUAACUGUGACGCCUAAGAAAUAUAAAAAAUUGCACAAGUUAUGAAAUGACACACUUAUAGACAUGUUUGGAAUAAUAAAAAAAAUAAAGAUUCGGAGUAUUGAAUCCAACUAGCGAACUCGUAGUAUAGUAUUAUUAUUGUACUGUAAAUUAUUGUGAUAUAGUAACAAAGGAGUAGGGGCAUUUAGGCCCGGUUUUGGCCCAAGAAAAACAAAUGUUUGACAACUAUUUCAAAUUGGCACAUAAGGUUUGGAAAUGCAUAGAGUGAAGAAAUAUAAAUGAAAAACAUAAGAUUGUUUAUAUGAUUACGUCACAGUUACGUCAUAAUAUGUACCGUUUUCAUGAAAAAGAUGAAAAAUGCAGAAUUUGUGCAAUUUCCCAUCGUUAUUUCCAUUACGGAAACAUCGUGCGCAGCCAAGAAACAAUAAAAUAAUUUAAGAGAAGCUUUAUUAUAACUAUUGAAAUGAUCUCACCAAAUAUAAAGUUGUUUCUUGGGUGCGCACAUACUUUGCCAAUCUUAAAUAUACUUAGAAUUUGAUGAAAAACAAGGAAAUUCAAGAAAUUUUAUAAAAUAUACAAAUUUCGUCAUGGUUUGUUGCCAUGGUAGCUCGUUUAAUGUGAAAUUUGUUUUUAUUUUCUGAAAACCUUGUACCUUAGUCUAGUUAGGACAAAUUUAAGGAUAUGUAUGAUAACUUUUAAAUUUGCAGUAAUAUUUGGGCCAAAUAAGGGGCUUAUUGCCCCUGCUCCUUUGUUUUAUAGACCAAUCUCGAGUUACACCGAUUGACCCGAUGUCAAUUGGCGCGAAUGAAGUCAUUGAAAAUCUGUUCUAACUGUGAUGUAAUAACAAUAGCAUUUUGACAUAGGAAAUGUACGGGAAAGUGCACGAAUUUGAAUGUUGUCUAUUAUAACUUGUUAAAAAAAAUCUUUCUUUAUUUACGUGAAUGCGUCUCUGAUCACCUUUUUGUCAUAUAUUUCCCCCUCUUUCUCGCCCUGCUUUUAAGUAAUAACUGUUGUUAAUUAUUGUUUUGUUAUUAUAUAUCUUUCUUAUACUUAUUAAAUUAUUUUUAUACUAUA
Messenger RNA from Mytilus californianus (California mussel), 2541 nucleotides. Its product is annotated as cysteine-rich secretory protein 2-like. The record is from RefSeq and is a predicted model, not a curated record. Gene Ontology annotation, cellular component: extracellular region. NCBI's taxonomy places the organism in Eukaryota, Metazoa, Mollusca, Bivalvia, Mytilida, Mytilidae. Bases 126 to 1223 code for a protein of 365 amino acids. The transcript is spliced from 11 exons.